AUGGCCAGUAUGUUUGAGCUAGUUCAGAAUGUCUACUACUUCUUCAUGGGUCUGUUGGUCAUGUACGUCUCUUUCCUUUCAGACCAAUAUCUUUGGUCCAAAGAGACAACACCAGCAGCUUUUCAGUAUAUAGAGGAAAUAUGCAUUCAACCCAACUUCAGAAACUACACCUUUGAUUGCACCAAGCUUUUGACACCCGACCCUGAGAACGUCAAAGCUGUAACUUCUAAGGAAGAUCUUUUCAUGGUUGCUCUAACCAAGACUUCUACUUUGGCUCAAUCCCUUCUAUAUGACUUAAACGAGCUCAACCGCUCGAGUCUCGGUUGGGGUUGGGUCGAUAACAAGUCAGAAGUUUUGGAUUGUAUAGAUGAAUUCGAUAUAAUAGUAAAGCUGUUCGAUGAAGCUGUGUCUUCCUUGCGAGGUGGAGAUCCAGCUACGCUCGAUUAUGUCUUCAGACACAUUGAGAUAUAUCAAACAGCUUGCAUGAACAGGUUAAGAGAAGUCCAAACCAGUUUUACAAAGAAGGAUUCAAAAAUGUCCAGAAAGCAAAGGAGUUUGUUCGUUGCGCUCUUCAGCACUUCCUCCUUACUGAAGAAGAGUAUUGAGUUAGGCGAAUCGACACGGGCUUGGCUCACUCAUUUCCAUUCGAAAGAGUUUAAAAGGAGAAACGAUGUUAAGCCUGAUAUAGUUGUUGCACAAGAUGGAUCAGGCCAUGUCAAAUCUAUAUUUGAAGCUGUUGAAUUAACUCCUAAGUUUGGAAGCAGACCUUUCGUUAUAAAGAUAAUGGCUGGAGUUUACAGAGGAUACGUUGUCAUCCCCAAGGACAAGACUAAUCUUCGAUUUGUUGGUGAAAGCACUGUAUAUGGUUUUGGAUUCACUGCUGAAGAACUAACCACUGAAAACACUGCCAAACCUACAAAGCAAGCUGUUGCACUUGCUGUUUCUGCAGAUAGAGUUGCCUUCUAUAAGUGCAACUUCACUGGAUACCAAAACACAAUCUAUGUGCAUAAAGGUAACCAAUUUUAUAAAAAUUGCAUUGUGGAAGGCACAAUGAACUUCAUUUUUGGAAAGGGCAGUGCUGUGUUUCAAGAGUGUCUUAUUCUGGUUAAAGAGCCAUUGUUAAAUCAAAAGCAUAUAUUGACUGUUGAUGGAAGGAAUGAGGACCCAAAAGUUUUGGGAAAUGGUAUUAGCAUACAAAAGUCUGUUAUUGGAGCAGCAGCUGAUAACACUUCGUUGAAAAAAUCUAGUAAUACUAUAUAUCUUGGACGAACAUUUGGAAAUGUGAAUCAAACAGCCAUCAUUCAAUGUUAUAUUGGACAUUUGAUUCAUCCUAAUGAAUGGUUAGAUUGGAAUGAUCAAGGCCAACUUGGUUCUACAAAAAAUGUUGAACAUGAAAACUUUGGUGUUGGGACUAAUUUGGAAAGUGUUAAAGGGAAAGGAUACAAUAGUAAACUCUCACGAGAGGAAGUCGAAGAGUAUAGCGCAAGAAACUUCAUAUAUGGCGAAAGCUGGUUGCCGGAGACUGGGUUUCCCUUUGAUUUAGAUAUUGCUUAG
Quercus robur (English oak) is the source of this 1554-nucleotide messenger RNA. Its product is annotated as pectinesterase-like. NCBI's taxonomy places the organism in Eukaryota, Viridiplantae, Streptophyta, Magnoliopsida, Fagales, Fagaceae. Gene Ontology annotation, biological process: cell wall modification. Bases 1 to 1554 code for a protein of 517 amino acids. The record is from RefSeq and is a predicted model, not a curated record. Gene Ontology annotation, molecular function: pectinesterase inhibitor activity; pectinesterase activity. The transcript has 2 exons.